This is a messenger RNA of Rosa chinensis, 621 nucleotides long. RefSeq lists its product as uncharacterized. The record is from RefSeq and is a predicted model, not a curated record. The coding region runs from base 1 to 621 and encodes 206 amino acids. Lineage: Eukaryota; Viridiplantae; Streptophyta; Magnoliopsida; Rosales; Rosaceae. The transcript has 2 exons.
AUGAGCAAAAAUUCAACCAAACUUCCCAUUCAAUUCCCUUCCAUCAACGACUUCGUCACCGUCCUCUCCUCCAUCGUCGUUUUCCAGAACCUCCGCGACUCCUGCCUCUCCCACCUCCACGACCUCGUUUGGGACGUCAUUCCCUCCCCCAAUUCCCUCCAUUACCACAAGUCCUGGGCUUGGGAUGCUUCUUCCUCCUCUGUCUUCCCCGCGCCUUCUAGAAGCUCGGCCGAUUCGAUGCCACCAUUUGCUCAACGGAUCUUGGGUCAUCAUUGUCGGCGACUCUCAAGCCAAGCUGGUGGCAGUCUCGCUUCGCAAUCUGGUUCUGGAUUCAAAGCAGAUGGACAAGAUUUCUUGGUUAUAGGUUCUGGUCUGCAGCACAUGCUUCAUUUAACUAAUGCAUCCGAUUAUGGUGCUUCAUUGCAAUUCACUAAGGAUGAUGCUGGUUCUUUGGUCUCAUUUGAGCAGCAUGAAGAAGCAGUAAUUACAGGGUCCGUGCUAGUCAGACCUUCGUCGCAUCUCUUCUGGAUUGGGAUACCCACUUUGAUCAACUCGAUGCUGAAUACGGAUGAGAAGAGGGAUAAGAUAACUGAUGUCUUGAGGGUUGGCUAUGAUGAGUAG